Cooperia oncophora is the source of this 1425-nucleotide messenger RNA. Lineage: Eukaryota; Metazoa; Nematoda; Chromadorea; Rhabditida; Trichostrongylidae. The record is from the annotation of a GenBank genome assembly.
AUGCUUUCAGACGAAUGCCGCCAUAACCUUGCUUUCAACUCUUCGAUCGACACUGAACGACUCAUUCCUGUGCUCUCAUUGCCUGCUAGGAACGGUGUUCUUCACCCUAAAGUUCCGAUUCGAUGGGCAGAUGGCGGAAUCCCUGUCUCUUCUAUGGGAACGGUUGAAUGUGCAGUCAGCGCGGUGUUCUUCGACAAUAUGGAUCAUCGAUGGAGAGCUGCCAAUCGACGUACUCUCUUCGAUAUUGCUACUGCUCACCAACGUCCAGUGGUAAUGUUCCGAGGAUCAGAGUCAGACGUGGCCAUUCUGACGGGAUCUGUUGUCCAACUGAAGCUGUCCUGCACCGGUUUCGCCCCAGACGAACACUGUCUGUCCUUCAGAGUUGCCGGCGUAUCUGGUGCAAACCCUUACCUGCUCCCCUCGACAAGUUCAAGAGCUGAGCUGCUGUUCAUUCUUAUUUUGGCCUUCCUGCUUGCACUCUCCAUCGCAGGAUCGUUCGUUGUCUGGCACUUGUGUUGGCGGAUCAAAAAGCGGCAAUUAAUCUCUGACAUACAAAUGCAGUUCCUCUUCCAUCUGCAGCAACAGCAUGAGGCACAAAAAAUAGCAGCUCCUCAGGCAGCUCCUGCAAAUAAUGAGAUGGGGCCAUGCGAAUUCAGAACGCUCAUGGAACGAAUUCCCAAACGGCGGCUGUAUUUUAGUGCAGAGUAUCUGGAUGAUGCGAUGAUGGCCAACCCGCCACCGGUGGCCGAACAAUUCCUCACAGAUCUCCGACGGGUGAUCGAAGUGGCGAGAGAACGGAUACGAAUGCGACGAUUCGUCCCGAUGCUCAUCACGAUUCCCGAGGAUCAUGAAGAGAGUCGAUAUGCAGUGAUAUCAGAGACCAAAGCAGAAAAAACUGAGCUGAACAAUCAGCAGGAAUCACCGAAGAGCGACAAAUCGGUUGAUAGUGGACGAGAAUCGCGCUCAGACUCGGAUGACUCGAGUCGAGAUGAUGAGGAAGACCACCACAACGAAGCUGAACAACCGUGGAAGGAGCACACGGGCAAGGAACGCAUCAGCAGCGUGCGCAGCAUCGUUAACGGUUUCGAGUCACGGUCAUCGCCUCCCACGCAAUUGCAUCAGCCAUCGUCACAACCGCCUCCGCUACCUAAAACUUCCUUACCUAAACCCUCACGGAUUCCUCCACGUAUACCAGCGAAACCGCGCCUUCCUAGUUCACAAAUUCCCACACUUCUCGGGGAAGCCAGCCCACGACCCCUGCAAAAGAGCCUUGCCUUGGCUCGUACACCAUUCAUUACCGAAGACAUCUCCUCCACGGAUACCUCACGAUCAGAGGACUCGGAAAGGAUACGCGGUGUUCCCGGCCGAUCCCAUGCUGAACAAGUCGCUACCCAGACGAAAGAGAGCCAUUCCACGACCGAUUAA